This is a messenger RNA of Danio rerio (zebrafish), 1606 nucleotides long. The record is from RefSeq and is a predicted model, not a curated record. NCBI's taxonomy places the organism in Eukaryota, Metazoa, Chordata, Actinopteri, Cypriniformes, Danionidae.
UAUUAGCCACGCCCAAUGCAGACAAAUAGAACUGAAAACAAACAUGAAGUAGAUUUUCAGAUUUUAAUUUUAGAUUACAAGGGCAAACUUAAGCACAGAUGAACUGUUCACCACAAUACUUACAAUGUGAGCUAACGAAAUCAGUAUGGUAAGUUUUGUGGGCGUGGCUUGUCCACUGUAAACUGAGGGAAAUCGGGCGGUGCGCGAUCAGAAGCAUGGAAAACAGAGAGAGAGCAGCGGCAGCAGCAGGAGAGCAAAGUUAAACCAGCGGCGUUUACGCAUCAUGGAGAGCAUCAUCUUCGCGCACUGAUCCCUUUUGGAGAAAUCACUUCAGCUUAUAUUCAUCUUCUGGAUUUAAUGUGUUCGGUUUGGGAUCUGUGAAGGCAUGGUGUAGUGAAGCGGUCAGGAAGGAUGCCCGAGCAGAGAUGUGCUCCAGCCGGAAGAUCAUCUGGAGUCUGCUGGUGCUGUCGGUGCUGGAGAUCGGGCUCGGGGUGUCCAGCAUCGCGCUGGGCGCGGUGGGCAUCAGCCGAGCAAAAGCGCAGCACAAGACCCAGCAGGGCGACGCUUCUCCGGUAUGGAGCGGAGUGUGUUUUCUUCUCUGUGGGCUGUGUGGGAUGCUGUGUGCACGGAAGAGGACAGGACUUAUUAUGAUACUGUUUUCGUCCUGCUGCAUUUGUGGGUUGAUCUGUGGGAUCCUGAACUUCCAGUUUGUGCGAGCGCUGGUCAAGCGUCCCGACACCAUGCGCUCUCUCCAUCUGGCCGUCAUGUCUCUGGCGUGUUUGGGCAUCAGCAGCUGCACUCUGUCCACAUGGCUGACCUGCAGACUGGCCAGCAGCGAACAGCAGCGCAUGUUUCUGGAGAGAGAGCAUUCGCUGCAUCACUCGCAUGAAAUGGCCGAGAAGGUACGCCUGGAGCCGGAGGUCUUGGACAACACCAGCAACGGCAUCUCUCAAAUCUCCUACAGUGGACGCAGCGCCUCUCCGUGACAGAUCUCCACCCACUCGCUCCACACCGCACACUCCUCACAGCUGAUUGGCUGAGUGCAGCUGACAGCGCUUCACUCUGAUUGGCUCAGUCUGACUGACAGCGCUUCACUCUGAUUGGCUCUGUCUGACUGACAGCGCUUCACUCUGAUUGGCUGAGUCCAGCUGACAGAUGACAUUCUCCAGUCAGUGUCCAUUUACCUGACGACCUCAGUGAAGGUCAGAACUGAAGACCUUGACAACCAGCACUCGGAAAUCUGACAUCCGAGUCCGAAAACAAGCAUGCAAAAAUCUCUUCUCUCUCUCUUCUCUCUCCGACUCUCUUCAUAUUAGGUUUUUAUUCACUCACAAAAUGACUUCUGCUGCUUGUUGAAUCUACUUCUUUAACCCUGUGCUGCUAGAGACGCUUGCUGAGGUGAUUUUGAGUCUUAAUUUGGCCACAACUUUCUCUGUGUUUCAGCAAAUAGGGUGAUUUUUGCUGACAAAUCUUAUUUAGACACAUGUUUUGGGGAAAAUGCUUUGAAAAUUAAAACAGAAUUGAGCAAUACACUGUGUUGACUACCCUUUUGUUAUGUUGGGGCUGUUUGUGCCCUAUUGACUUCCAUUAUAAUGACAGUUUUUGA